GCCGCGUGCGGGCGCCUCGCAUUCCAAUGCCACCGAGAUGUGAGUAGAGUGCGGCGGGACUUCGCUGCUUCCCAACGCGACUCUCCGUCUUCCAGGCAGUUUGUACGGGUUCAAAAUGUCCAACUCCAAGGAAGGGACCUCCUGUCCCGACGGCUACCGGGCUUUAAGCACUACCGAGCUGAGGGAGCUUUUACACAGCGACGACAAAAUGGACCAAAUUAUUCGACUCAAUGAGAAGUUCCAGGAGCUCCAGGUUGACCGGGACAUGCAGCUGACCUCCAACCGGAGCCUGGCCGAGGAGAGCCUGGCUCGGCGACCCCGCCUCAACAACGGCAAGCUCCAGCUGGCAGAGAAGUACAAGGAGCUGUCCAACCUCGUAACCACAUGCUGGGAAAAACAGAGUCAGCUGGAGGCUCGCGGGCCGAGGCGCAGCCUGCAGACGGCGCAGAACCUCCUGCAAGAGGAGGUGGCACGUGCUGAAGAACACUCCGAGGAGCUGCUGGAGAAGUUCAUGGAGGGCAACGUGAGUCUGGAUGAGUUCCUGGAUUCGUUCCAGAGCUCCAGGAAGAUCUACCACAUCCGCCGGGCUCAAACAGAGAAGAUCCAGGAGGCCGUUCAAGCCAGGAAGCAGCCCAAUAAAAGCAAGAGACCCGAGGAGAGUCGGGUCCCAGAGGCGAAGAAGGAUUCCGAGCCGCAGCAGGAGCCUCAGCGGCCCAACGGCUUUGUGGCACAGGGGCCGCUCCGAGUGUUCCAGGUCCGAUACGGCUUGACACCGGCCAUCCUUGUCCCCCAUUACCCUGUUUCCCCCCCUGCCUCUGCACCGAGCCAUCAAAACCCUGCCUCUGAACCCCCAGUGGGCCAGACCCACAUCUUGAGCCCCAGCAGCCCGAUCCCAGGACACGGCCAGCCAGUCGGCCUCCGGGUCAUAGGCCAGCUGCCGGGCGGCUGGCCCGCUAACGGGCGGCCGGUCCGGGUGCAGCAGCUCUACAGACCCAACCCGCAGCAGCCCGAGCCGCCAUACCGAUAAGCUCCAGCAGGGGGCAGUAUAGAGACAGUUAGAGAGGUCUUCCAACCCCUGGAGCCAAGCGGCGGCUGUCACAGUCACCCAGGCAGGCAGGCAGGACCGAGGUCCGACGUUUUUGUUGUCCUCCAUGGCAGGAAAGCAAGAACAGAAAGGUAGUGAGGCGGCAGACAGGAGAACCGGGGAUGGGCUGGGAAAACGGCUCAGGUUCAACUCUGGUGAGCUAAUCUCCUCCAAAACAUCCACUAAUCUGCUUUUAUUACUUCAUAAAACCAAAACAGGAACAGCUGCUGUGUGCUGGUUUGAACCUUUCUGGGUCCCUCAACAUUUUCUACAUAGUUUAUGCAAAAAAAAAAAAAAAUUUCUUAAGGAAUUUGUAUUUUCUUUUAUAUAGUUUUUAAAAUAAAUGGAGCAAUCUGCAGCCAUUAACCAUUUUUGUGCCCUUCUGAAUCUUUGGUUAUAUCAGCUCCUGGGCCAGACUUUAAAAAAAUCCAGCCUUCUUCAAAUUAAACAAAAUUUUUGUGAAAUCAUCGAAGGCUAACAAAAUUAUAAUGACACAAACAAAAACUUCUGCUGCACAAACGUAGCAUACAUAGUUGAUUGACACCAUAUUUCAAAUGAUUUUGUAAAUGUGGACCAUCUGGUUGACCUUUGAACUCCGAAGAUAUUUAUGUCUUUAAAAUGAUAGUGGCACAAAUGUAAAUUUGACACCAUUUUUGUUUAAUUUUUCUGUUGCUCUUUGCCACAUUGUUAUUUUUAAACAAUGUGGCAAUGUGGUUUCAGAAAGGUUCUCAUCCAGAUGAAUCUGCCCAAAUCAUUGUUUUAAACAUGCCAAACCCAUAGGGGGCAGUGUAGCGCGCAGCUAAAUCCUGUGAGCCAAUCGGAUUUCUUCAAAAGAACCAUAACUUCCUGUUAGAAACUAAGCAUCGUGCCCGGAGGUUCGAUUGUCUCUACAGAUAUAUAGGCUCAACUACUUUUAAAUAUCGUAUUGGAAUAUUAAGUUAUUAAAACAUAAAAUGAUGCAGAUUGGGAAUUGUGUCAAAGUAGGUACGUGGAUUAAUUGGUGCAUUAUUUGUUGCAGACUGCGAUGUGCAGGACCGUAAAUCUGUUUCCCAAUGUACACACAAGCACAAAAACUGAGUUUUCUCAAAUUUGAUCGGAGUUUUAAUAAAUAAAUGGAGUUUUUGCGUGGAUGAAAGGGCAAAGCGAAUAAAAAUUUCAGUCUAUGGACACAAGAUUUUCUAUUUGCAUAUUUUUAUCACUUAAACUGAAAUUUUGGUGAUUAGAAAGUCUGAAAACGUGUGAAUAUUAUGUAGUUAAAGACUGCAGUGUAUAAUGGCACUAAACAAAAUGGUGAGGAACAAAAAUGAAGGGAUAAGAGAGACAACACUGCUGCUAUCGAAGCCCAUCCCCAUGGAGAACAACAUGUUUUUAAUGGUUAAUUCAAAUUAUUUUCUAAUAUAUUUUGUAUUUUACAACAAUGAAAAUAUGAAUAUGAAAGCACAGAGCAAAGUCAGAUGUUGGAAGAAGAGGAGAAAGGAUCUUAUUGUUAGUUCAUACAGCUUGAAACAAAGAGAAGCUCAUCCAGCUGAACGAUGACGUCAGUAAAGAGGCGUUGGACAUAAAGUCCUGUUGUUUUCCGUUUAAAACAGAGACCUUCAUGCUUGGAGUCGUUCCCAGGAUAGGGAACGCUGCGGGAAGUUGGAAGGAAUGCGGCUGCAGACUCGUCUCUUUCAGCCUUUCUGCUGCGACUUCAUUAGCGCGGCUCGUCGGCGGGCGGCUUAUUUAUUCAUGUAAAUCCAGAUUUUUACGUCCGACUUCAAAGCUCCUUGUUUACCGAAUGAGGAGCCGCUUCCGCCUUUCCAAGGAAGCCACCGUUUUUAUUCCUGAGCCGCAAAGUGCGAAUGUCACCGCUUCCCCGCCGCCUGUCCUGCAGAAAUUUACAAAAGAAAGCAGUUUGGCUCUGUUCUUCAACAUCAGUUUGUUCAUCACUCAUCGGUAUCUCAUAAGUGCAUGCUUACAACAGCUUGUUCAAGUACAUGAAAAUGCCUUCAAAAAGCCAGCGCCCAGUCGCAUAAUAAACAGGGAGAAGAUUUAAUUUGACUUUCUCUUCUAAUUUGAAAAAGAUCCUUUAAAUGCGGGGAAAAGUGAAGUGACUGGUUGUUUUUGUGUUUAACUCUUCAAAACAAGGAAUGAAUUUUUCUGUUUAGUAGCUUUUCAGUCCCUGAGCUUAAUGUGCUUUUAUUAGGAUUGAACCAAUUUUCUUAAUUUUGGGAGACCAGCACUUGACUGAUACUUCCUUAUGAAAAGGUCUUAUUGUUGCUAAAAAAAAAUCUGAAUUGUCAGGUCUGGUUUUUUCAGUUGAACUUCAAAAAUAUUAUGUUGAUCCCAAAUGGAAAUUAAAUGUUGUAACUCAUUAAUUUGAAGACUUAUUGUAGAUGGUGAUGGCUGUUGGCAGAAAGAUCUCUUGCAGCCGUCUGUAUUACAGUGCGUUUGAAGGAGCCUCUGACUGAAGACGCUGUUUUCUCAACAGCCUCAUGAAGAGAAGGGUGAGGCCUGUCCAUAGUUUUCUUCGUUUUGUGAAGAAUCAUUCAUUGAGAUCUCAGAAUUUGAAAAUGUGAAUUUUUUUAAAAAUUAUGCAAACAUCUACAUUUUUGAAUGGAAACAUUUUAAAGAUCAUUGAUCAAACAGAAAACUGCAAUCAGUGCAUCCCUAGUUUUCAUGAAAAUGAUGCGUUCUCAGAGGCGAAGUUGUAGCUAAAAGUUGGCUCGUGUUUGUCUUUACAGCUAAAGAAAGGUUAACCUAAAAAAUAUCCUUUAAUUUCAAACUAAAUGCUGAUGAUUUCUACCCAGAAUGAUGAAGAUCCUCCUGCUAGUUUCUGUUGAACAAAAAAGCGAUGACUCUCACGCUUCCCCCCCUCCUCGGCUCAUUUUGACUGAGAACCCAAGUGGCUUUUCUAUUUUAGGCUUGUCUUUGUUUUGUCUGCUUUGUUGACAACAAAUUGGUUUGUUUUGAGGAAAAAAACACAAUAGAGUUCAACAACAACCUACGGAAAAUCUGACAGGACAAGAAAACAGAUUGGGAGGUGAAGAACAUUCAGCCUUUAUGUUGCCUUUACAGAUUUAGUUUUGUUGUUUGUAUUAUUUAGUCAAUUGAAAUGCAAACGAGAGCUAAAACUACAGCCCCGUUUGUCAUAAAGUAUGAGAAAAGCUGCAGGAAAAGAAUUUUCCUCUUUGUUUAGGAUUAAAAAAAUAAAGAUAAAAUUUAGCAAAAAGAGGAUAUAUUUUGUUUUCCUGCAGGAUGGAAAAUGAUGUAAUAAAAAAAAAAAAAAAACCCAAAACAGAUUCCAACCUAAUGACAAGAAAAGCAGACCUAAAAGCAUAUUACUGGUAAUUUUAGUGUAACUUUUUGUGGAAAUUAAAUGCAAAUAUCGUAGAAAAAACUGUUAAAAACCGACAUUUGUGAUAUCUAUAUUUAAAACACUAGCUAGUUACUUUUAUGUCUUACCCAAAGUCAUUAAGAAGCCACAGUUUUCAGAAACCUGAUUUAGGGUAAUUAAUCUUCAAUGGUCCUAAACCCAAAAGAACAUGUUCUAUACUGCAUAAACAAAGUCUUACAAAGUAUUUGGGUCUGGUUUCUAGUGCAAAUAUCUUAAUACAGUUGAAAUUCGACUAAAAUAACUUUUAUGCAAUUUUUUUUGUCAAUAAUUCAUUAAUAUUGAUUGAAAAAAGUGUUAGUUCUACUGGCAGAAAUGAAAUGAUCUGCCAGGAACUAUUUACUUAAAAAAAAAAGGUCUAUAUCUUUCUGAAAAGUUACUUGUAAUUAUGUUCGUUUUACUUCAAGUGUACUGAGAUAUUUGUACUGGAAACUAGACUAAAAUACUUUGUGUACUUCUUGUUACGUUGGGCUUUGAUGCGACUGGGCUCUGGCUUCAAACAUGCUGCGCCCACUCAGGUUCUUAUAGGGAAACAAAAACGGCUUCAUAAGUUGUAGUUGUGGCGAUGAACUCAAGUCAGACUAAAAAGAUCAGUGAAACCAAAUCACCGUCGACUUUCUACUGUCGCUGCGAGAUUUUACUAAAGAGGUUUUAGGAGUUUUGUUGUUUCUCAGUCCUGAUUUCUGUUUUUCUUGGCGUGUCGUAGUGACGUGUGAAACUGGUGGUUCAUGUCAGCCUGGACAUGUGUGAAAACUCGAAUAUUGAUGUGAAGUGCUUGUUUUUUUCUUUUGUUGUUUUUGGGUUUUUUUGUCCAGUCUGUACCUAAGGUGUGUUUUCUAAAGAGAGCUCGUCCCAGCAGCCUUCUUCUUGUUAAAAAAACCAAGAGCCAGACGUUGGCCAGCUUUAAACGCCACGCAGGAAUCUGACGCGGAGCCGCCGCAGGCGCUCGUCAAAGCUGAUCAGCGGCGCAGCGUGUAAGGCUGAGCUAAUAAUAUCCCAGUUAGCUGAUGCUUGUCGCUACGUUGGAGCGUGCGACACAUUCAAAACACGAUGAAGCUCGUCGGCUCGUCGUCGGCUGUUUGAUGUGAUCAUGGAAGCAGCAGCAGCAGGUAAAUAACUCGGUUUUAUCUGCCAGCAGAAAACAUAAUUAUCCUUAAAAUGCUGUGGUUGAGCUUUCUGCUGCAGUGACUGCUACUUUCCAACCCAAAACCAGGAGGCUAAAUUAUCUAAUUUGAUAUUUUCCAGUACCAAAACCAAAAUGUGGAGACACUAACUGCAUCCAGAAAGUGAAGCAGUUUGAUAUCGGAGAGAGCUGGAUGGACUCUGGAUGCAAAUACACAAAAUAAAUAAAUCUCAAUACCUACAUUUGAAUGUAGGUUAGUCGUGAAUUAAAAUUGAAAUCUUUAAUUUUAAUUAAACAUUUAAA
Molecule: messenger RNA, 5883 nt
Organism: Xiphophorus couchianus (Monterrey platyfish)
Lineage: Eukaryota; Metazoa; Chordata; Actinopteri; Cyprinodontiformes; Poeciliidae
Gene: vps37d
Product: VPS37D subunit of ESCRT-I
Exons: 4
Coding region: 116-1027 (303 amino acids)
Biological process (GO): ubiquitin-dependent protein catabolic process via the multivesicular body sorting pathway; protein targeting to membrane; protein targeting to vacuole
Cellular component (GO): ESCRT I complex
Source: RefSeq, a predicted model, not a curated record